Molecule: messenger RNA, 1967 nt
Organism: Archocentrus centrarchus (flier cichlid)
Lineage: Eukaryota; Metazoa; Chordata; Actinopteri; Cichliformes; Cichlidae
Product: lysophosphatidylserine lipase ABHD12
Exons: 13
Coding region: 158-1240 (360 amino acids)
Biological process (GO): phosphatidylserine catabolic process; monoacylglycerol catabolic process
Cellular component (GO): endoplasmic reticulum membrane
Molecular function (GO): phosphatidylcholine lysophospholipase A1 activity; monoacylglycerol lipase activity
Source: RefSeq, a predicted model, not a curated record
AUUUAAAUUCAGAUCCUGAUGACACAAGAUUGCUUCCAUACCCGGAGGACUUUAAACUUUGGUCAAACUUCGUCAACGCCCCAGGCAAACUAUAAAACUGCUCCUCCGUUUAACUAUAUUCGUAAAGUCUAUUUUUGUUCAAUAUUACUGACAUUAAAUGAUGAAGAAAAGGGCCGGUAAACAGAAUGAACCAUCCUCCGACUCCAGCAGAGCUCAGCGGACUUCCAAAUCCCAGAAGAAAAAGCAGGGAGCCCGGUCACCACCGUCCCGAGGGUGGCUAAAAAAAGGCUUAUUGGCCCUCUUUGUUAUCUUGCUUGUAGUGCCUGUCUCGGUGAAAAUGCUCCCAGAAUUAAUCCAGCACCUUGUUUACACACACAGAAUCAGGGUGCCAUUCUUUGCAGACCUCAGCCGACCUGCUGAUUUCUCCCUUAAUCACACCAUCAACAUGUACUUAACAUCAGAGGAAGGGAUUUCCCUUGGUGUAUGGCACACUGUCCCUGAAAGUCGGUGGAAGGAGGCACAGGGGAAAGACUUGGCAUGGUACCAAAACACUUUAAGCGAUGGAAGUCCAGUUUUCAUAUAUCUUCAUGGAAACACAGGCACAAGGGCAGCUCCUCAUCGGGUGGGAGUUGCAAAAAUAUUGAGUGCUCUUGGUUACCAUGUGCUGGUGCCAGACUACAGAGGUUUUGGAGACUCCACCGGAGAGCCGACUGAGGCCGGUCUGACCACUGAUGCCCUCUACAUGUACAACUGGGUCAAGGAACGCAGCAGAAACAGCCUGGUCGUCAUCUGGGGACACUCUCUUGGCACUGGAGUGACCACUAACACUGCAGUCAAACUCCUGGAGCAGGGGGUGGUGUUUGAUGGCGUGAUCCUCGAGGGUGCAUUCAAUAUCGCUCGACAGCAAAUGGGUCAAUUUAAUCCUUUUACUUGGUAUUACUGGAAAUUUCCAGGCGCUGGUUACUUAUACCGAGCACCGUGGGAGGAUAAUAAGUUUGUCUUUCCUACUGAAGAAAAUUUGAAGAAAAUGAGAAGUCCCAUACUUUUCCUUCAUUCAGAGGACGAUCACCUGGUCCCCAUUGAGAUUGCUCAGCAGAUGUACGAGGUGGCUGCGCGUGCCCAGAAUGCAGAGAGAGUCAAGCUGGUGACAUUUGAAGGGUCUCUGGGAUAUCUGCACAAUGGCUUAUACAGAGACUCCCGUCUGCCUGACAUCAUAAAGAGCUUCAUGCUGUCUUUGUAAUGCUGGAAAGACGACUGAAGCAGAAAGACACAGAGAACACUGAUCUGACGAGUUGCUGUGCAUAAUUUGCAAAAAAAAAAAAAAAAUUUACUUGAAAUAUCUUCCUAUGAAUUCUGAACACUGUGAAUUAAAUGAGGUUUUUUUUAAUAUAUAUAAACUGAAGGAAUUUUUUUAUGCUUUUAUAAAAUUGUGUUUCUAAAUGAGCUGCAGCUUUAAGAUUGAUGGUUUUUGUGAUUAUUAAUAGGAACUGGAAAUGUAUCUACAGUGCGACAUGAGCACAGUAAAUACCCUCUACUGUUGUCUGCUGCUUGUGCUCAUUUUCUGCUUAAUGCUAGAUAAUCAGUCAGUUAAUCCGAGCUUUUGGAUAUUUAGGUGACAUUUCAUGGUAAUUCAAGGAAAACAGCAAAAACGUGUCAGUUGUUUGUUCAGUAGUCUUUGUCAUCCCAAGUGUGGUUUUUAAAAAAAAAGCAAGCCAGGAAUUCUGAGCUGCAUCAUCUAAACCACAGAAUAUGUAGAGCAUACAGAUGAGUUUAGAAGAUUUCAUUUUCAUGUUUGCCUUGUUAAAAAUAGCCAUAAUAUGGGCCCUCUAAAGACUGCUAUAGCUACAACAGAUAGGGCACAUUACCAGCAUUUUAAGGUUUUGUUCUUUAAAAUGAUUUCAAAUGAUUUCUCUCACUGUAAGGAAAUAUUGUAUUCAUACAUGUAUUCAUUAAAGCUAUGUUGACUG